Molecule: messenger RNA, 527 nt
Organism: Physeter macrocephalus (sperm whale)
Lineage: Eukaryota; Metazoa; Chordata; Mammalia; Artiodactyla; Physeteridae
Gene: CCL26
Product: C-C motif chemokine ligand 26
Biological process (GO): eosinophil chemotaxis; immune response
Cellular component (GO): extracellular region
Molecular function (GO): chemokine activity
Source: RefSeq, a predicted model, not a curated record
GGCUGUGAAGGACCCAGCUUGUAGCACCAUGAAGAGCUUUCCCACGGCUUUCCCUCUUUUUCUGGUUUUUAUCCUGAGUGUCCAUCUCGGAGCUGCUGCACGUGGCAGUGAUGUGGCUAAGUUCUACUGCUUUCAAUACACCCACAAGAUCCCUCCCUGGAGGUGGGGGAGUAACUAUGAAUUCACCAGGAACAGCUGCUCCCAGCAGGCUGUGAUAUCCACCACCAGAAGAGGCCAGAAACUCUGCAAACGGAAGGAAGCAUGGGUGCAAAAAUACAUUUCUUUACUAAGAGCCCAGCAACAACUGUGACCGCUGAAUUCUCAGUCCAAAACGCCUGGAUCCUGCUCUUCUCUUGGCUCUGCCCCCCUUGGUGGAGCCUGAAGAACUUCUCCAGCAGAAGGCUGCAUGGGUCUGGUGGGGAGGAGAGGAUAUUUUUCACCAGUCUUUUUUUUUUUUUAAUAAAGAUUUCAUUUGCUCAAUAAACAUUCUUAUUCAAUUAAAAACAGCUUUCUUGGGGCUUCCCUGG